ACUGCCACCCCCUCCCCCCAGGGGCCCCCAUCCCCACAAUUUUCCUUCGUCUCCCUCUUCCCAUCCCCUCCCCCAAUUUCUCACCCCGCACUCCAAUUUCCCAGCCUGCCGACCUCUCCACAUUUUCACCCCCACCUCCAAUUUUCCAUCCCGCCGCCCCUCCGCUCUUCACCCGUUUUCCUUCUUCUUUGUAAGUACAAAAUGAUUACCUCCACCCCGCCGCUUUAAACUCGUCGAUUUAAGCUCUGUGAAGAUCUUGGAUGUUGGUGCAAAAAUUAAUGAUGCACAUGGUUAGUAUCGACAGCGACGGCGUCCGCUUAGAGGCGGCAGACGGCAGUGUGGGGUUUAGGUAUCAGUUUCAGAGGGAGGCCGUGGGAAGCCGGUUGGAAAUUUUGGGGUGUGGGUUGUUUUUUUGAAUUUUUGAGAUUUAUAAAUUUUAAAUUUUAAAUUAUUGAUAAAUUCUAAAAUAAAAUAAUAGCAUGGGUAUUUUCAAUUUUGGUAAGGGUGUUUAUAAUUAAUAUGUUAUUAUUUUUGUGGUUAUAAUUAAUUUUUGUCUAAGUAAAAUGGCUAUUUUAAUAUUUACUGGUUUAUUUAUUAGCAAUAGCAGUCCAAAAAAGUGGAUGAGUAGAAGCCCCUCAACCUCAAUCAUAUCAGUGUAGAAGACUAGAAGAAGCAUCUCUCUCUGGGCCGCAUUAAACUUGGUGAGAGAGAGAAAGAAGUAGUGUCUGCUGAACUGAGAAAAUUAGGAACGGCAGGGAAUUUUGCUCAACUUUUUAUUCACUCCACCUUAUGCAAUCUACUUGCGUGAAAAUCUUGGUUCACGCAAACCGUGAAAAGCUGCUGUUUUUUGUGAGUAUUCAUAAUUCUUACCUAUAGUGGUGGCUACAAGAUUUUUGAGGUGCAGCUGAGGUGGUGAAAUGGGCGGAGAAGGUGGUGGCGCUUCCCGGAAAUUCAGGAAAGCCAGAUGCAGCGGAGCCCUUCCGGGAGGCAGGUUUUUCCGAUCGCCGGAGCCCUUCCGACAUGUUUCCGGCAAGCUUGGCGAAGAAGAAAAGAAUUAAAAAAAAUUAAAAUACUUAACGAAGUUAAACAAUCAUUAGUGCAGCCACACGUGGGCAGACGGUGUAAUUAAACCAAAUUUAGGGGUUUAGUUGAACUGUAUAGGAAGCCACACGAUACAUUUUUUUUUUAAUAAAUUAACAGUAUCAAAUAUAAAAAUUUAAAGUUCGUGUUACAGUGGACUCGAAUCUAAGAUCUUUGGCCUUAGCAUUAACGGGCCCUUACCGCUUGACCAGAGACGCACACUGUAUUUGAUACUUAACCCUUAAUUUAUUAAUGGUUGAAUAUUCCGUCCUUUGGCUGGCUUGAGUAUUUAAUGUGUUAAGGUCUCUUACAGCCUUGUCUUAAUAUAUUUAAGUCAACUAUCUUUGCCUUGUCUUAAUAUAUUUCUUUUGGAUUCUUAAUCUACUCUGCUUUCAGAUAUAUUAAUUCAUCUCUCAUAUUGUGUUUAAUUUGUAUUUCAUUAAUAUUAGCAUUGCUGCUUAUAUGUUGAUCUUGUGAUACAUUCAAUCUUGAUCCCAUUUGUGUUCUUGAUUUGGUUAAUUUGUUUAUAGUCUUGUAUUGAUAUGUUAAUUGCUUAUAGUGAUAGAGCUAAUUACAUUUCAAAUUUGAAAAAGAUCCCCCUUUUGUUAAGAUAGUUAGAAGGUGUUUGGCUAAGCUUAUAAGAUGCAAUUUCUUAAGAUUUUAUAAGUUGUCAAAGUGUUUGGAUAAUUGAGCUUAUAAGCUAGAAAGAGAAUAAGAGAAUUUUAGUUACAGAGAUAAAAUCGAAAAGAGAUGAAAUUAGAGUAAUAUAUAAUGAAAAUAAAAAAUCAUAGUUGAGUUAUUUUUGUAAAAUGAGUGUUGCUUAUAAAAAAAUGAGAAAAUAAGUUGGGGUAGAGGAACUUAUUUUUUGGGAAGCUUAUAAGCUCUUAGAGUUUAAUUUUACAGCUUAUAAGCUCCUACAAUAGCUUAUUUUGCCAAACAUUUUGAAGUUGCUUAUAAACUCAGCCAAACACCCUCUUAGUUGGAAAGUAUAGAGGGAAAAACCACCAACAUGGCUCACUUAAGUUACUCUGAUUCAAUGUCUGGGAGCUCGCAGCAUGGCCAAGGCAUGCAGUUUCUACCAUUUAAGACCUCGACAGGGUCACGUAGGGCGUUGUUGUUGCAUGGGGAUUUGGAUAUUUGGGUGAGAGAGGCUAAGAAUCUCCCAAAUAUGGAUUUGUUCCACAAGAACUUGAGUGAUAUGUUUAGGUGGUUGUUUGGGAAGUUCUUGAGUAAAGUGGAAGGCACGGCGCCUGUCAAGCUCACGAGUGAUCCUUAUGUUACCAUUGCUGUCUCCAAUGCCGUGAUAGGCAGGACCUUCGUGAUUAGUAACAGCGAGAACCCUGUUUGGAGCCAGCAUUUCCAUCUGCCAGUCGCGCAUUAUGGUGCGGAGGUGCACUUUGUGGUUAAGGAUAGUGAUGUUGUGGGGUCUGAGAUCAUUGGUGCUGUCGGGAUCCCUGUGGAGCAUGUGAUCUCUGGUGUGCUAAUUGAGGGUACUUUUCCGUUACUUGCUGCAAAUGGGAAGCAGUGCAAUCCGGGGGCUGUUCUGACCCUCUCAAUUCAGUAUAUACCAAUGGAGAGGGUGCCCCUCUAUCAUGGUGGGGUAGGUGGGGAUCUCUCGUAUAAAGGUGUGCCCGGUACCUAUUUUCCUCUCCGGAGAGGGGGGAAGGUCACUCUGUAUCAGGAUGCUCAUGCAGAUGAUGCGUCACUUCCUAAGCUGUGGUUGGCUAAUGGCAGGUUUUAUCAGCAUGGACAUUGCUGGCACGAUAUUUAUGAUGCAAUAUGUCAGGCUCGUCGUCUAAUUUACAUCACGGGAUGGUCUGUUCAUCACCUUGUUCAGCUUGUGAGGGAUGAUCCUAAUGUGAAGCACAGUGUUUUGGGUGAAGUUUUGAAAGCCAAGUCUCAAGAAGGCGUGCGUGUCUUGCUCUUGGUGUGGGAUGAUCCUACAUCCACAAGCAUAUUAGGGUAUAAAACUGAAGGUGUAAUGGGCACAAAUGAUGAAGAAACGCGCCGUUAUUUCAAGCAUUCAUCUGUUCAAGUGCUGCUGUGUCGUCGGAGUGCUGUGAAGGGUAGCUGGGCCAAAAAGCAGGAAACUGGAAAGAUCUAUUCACAUCAUCAAAAGAGUGUGAUAAUAGAUGCCGAUGCAGGUCAAAACAGGAGAAAGAUCGUAUCCUUUGUUGGCGGCCUUGAUCUUUGCAAGGGAAGAUAUGAUACCCAGAAGCACUCCAUUUUCAGCACUCUGCAAACUGUUCACAAAGAUGAUUUUCAUCAGCCUAAUUUCGCAGGGCCGAAUGCUGGUUGUCCAAGGCAGCCAUGGCAUGAUCUACACUGUAAAAUUGAUGGUCCAGCAGCAUAUGAUGUAUUAACCAACUUUGAAGAACGUUGGUCAAUGGCCUCAAAGCGCCACGGCCUUCAAAAAGUGAAAACUUCAUUUGAGGAUUGCUUACUCAAACUCGAAAGAAUCCCUGAUGUACUGGGGAUAGCUGAGGCUGCUGAGCAAGGUUUAAACGAUCCGGAGGGUUGGCAUGUUCAGGUUUUCCGUUCCAUCGAUUCAAACUCUGUUGAAGGCUUCCCCAAGGAUCCUAAGGAGGCUUCAACCAAGAAUCUGGUAUGUGGGAAGAAUGUGCUGAUAGAUAUGAGUAUACAUACUGCUUACGUGAAGGCAAUUCGUGCUGCGCAACAUUUCAUUUACAUUGAGAAUCAGUACUUCCUUGGAUCAUCAUACAAUUGGUCUAAUUACAAGGACUUGGGUGCAAACAACUUAAUUCCUAUGGAAAUCGCUCUCAAGGUCGCGAAUAAGAUCAGAGCACGGGAGAGGUUUGCCGUGUACAUUAUUGUUCCAAUGUGGCCGGAGGGCGUUCCUACAAGUGCUCUUUAUCAAAGUAUUCUCUUUUGGCAGUAUAACACAAUGCAAAUGAUGUAUGAAACCAUCUACAAAGCUUUACAAGAGGUGGGGAUGGAGAAUGAGUACGAGCCCCAGGACUACUUGAAUUUCUUUUGCCUUGGAAAUCGUGAGGCCGACGUCAGUGGAGGCAAGCCCGACACGAAGAGCUCCGGUGGAAAUACCCCACAAGAACUGACUCGGAAAAACAGGCGUUUCAUGAUCUACGUUCACUCAAAGGGGAUGAUAGUUGACGACGAGUUCGUGCUGAUGGGUUCUGCAAACAUCAACCAACGCUCUCUUGAAGGAACGAGGGAUACUGAAAUCGCCAUGGGCGCGUAUCAACCUCAGUAUACAUGGGCAAACAAACAUGCUAAUCCACAUGGAGAGAUAUACGGAUAUAGGACGUCGCUAUGGGCCGAGCACACAGGUACACUCGAGCAAUGCUUUGAGCAUCCAGAGAGUCUGGAAUGUGUGAGGCGCAUGAGAUGGAUGGGCGAGCUGAACUGGAAACAGUUUGCUGCUGCCGAAGUGAGUGAAAUGCACGGCCACCUGCUCAAGUAUCCGGUUGAGGUCGACAGAACGGGGAAGGUGAGGCCGCUUCCUGGCAGUGAAACAUUUCCAGACAUGGGUGGCAAGAUUAUAGGAACAUUCAGUGGCAUUCAAGAGAAUCUCACUAUUUGAUCAAAACUAAAUCUCAGAUUUUGCUAUUCUUGUCCUUCAAUUUUUUGAUGCUAGAUGCCUGGCUUUGGUAACUUGUUUCGAUCCAUAUAUCAUUACAGAAUGGUGGUUGGGAAACUAGAUUGAGUUGUUACCUUGCCUAUAGAAAGGAAUAAGAGGGUGGUCACUUUCAUUUGUUUUAUAUUUUGUCUUUGUAUUUUUCUUGGUUUUAAUAAAAAAUUUAUCUA
This is a messenger RNA of Salvia miltiorrhiza (redroot sage), 4866 nucleotides long. Its product is annotated as phospholipase D beta 1-like. The coding region runs from base 2090 to 4642 and encodes 850 amino acids. Gene Ontology annotation, biological process: phosphatidylcholine metabolic process; phospholipid catabolic process. Gene Ontology annotation, cellular component: plasma membrane. Lineage: Eukaryota; Viridiplantae; Streptophyta; Magnoliopsida; Lamiales; Lamiaceae. The transcript is spliced from 10 exons. Gene Ontology annotation, molecular function: calcium ion binding; D-type glycerophospholipase activity. The record is from RefSeq and is a predicted model, not a curated record.